AACAUCCGAAAAACUUCUGUAUAAUCAAUCCCCGAACGGGUUCGGGUUGAUGAUCCUACUUAUCUACUUUGAUUACUCUAGCCUUGGAAGACGUUAAUGUUGUUGUUUUUUUCACUCAGGAACUCUGUGCUUUCAGCAGUCAGCUGUCAACAGGCUGGGCAUGAAAUGAGGCUCAGACAACGACGCAGUACUUGGAAGUGAUAACAAUACAACGUUUUGUCACUGUCCUGUAAAACUGUUCAUAUCCAUUCAGUGGAUUUUGUAAUCCUGCUUGCUCGAGAGAUGAUGAACUCGGGACACGAUCAUUGAACACUAUGGACAUGUGAGACUCGACAUGAAUGCAGACGCUGAGGCGAUGCUGGAUUGAAUGGCACUGAGGAUACGAGGCUGUGACCCAGCAGGAGCGCUGCGAUGGCCAGCUGCCACAGUAGCCACGCAGACACCGCCGAAGCUCCUCCUCCCUCAGCCUCACGGCCGCCAGCCAUGCCCAAGCUCCACGUCCAGGGCUCGCUGUCCCGGAAGUCCAUCACCAUCCACUUCUCGCCCCUGGGCGAGGAGGAGGAGAAGGAGGAGGAGGAGGAGCUCUAUGGGGCAGUUGUGUCCUCUCCUCUUCCCCCUGCUGGACCCAUAAAGGACCCCCCAGGCAUUGUGACGGCCCUGGAGGCCAGCGAGGAUCUAAUCCUUGAUGGAGCCGGGUUGGACUCUGAGGCUCAGGCUGCAGUUCUGCCUAUGUUGUCCUCAACUGGUCCUCAAAGCACCAUCACCUCCACGUUACCCUCUGAACUGAAAAGCUCCUCUCCUUCCCCUGCCACCACCUCCAAAUCCACUUCCUCCAAGUCUAGCGACAAACCUUUCUUCAGCCUGGUCAAGUCUCUAUCCUCUGACAUCAUUGAGCCUUCUGAAAAUGUCUCCAUCUCCCCCGCUGCCCCCACUUCCGUGCGCCACUGCCACCCGAUGAAAACCUUGGUCAAGUCACUCUCUUCUGACACCUCCCAGGAAUCCCCCCCUUCCUCCUCCUCCUCGCCCUACCGCCUCUCGGACUCCCGCCUCAACCUGCACCUCUUCAAGCAGUUCACGCAGUCCCGUGCCCCAGUAGGUGUCGUUGCCGGGGCUGACUCAAAGACCGCCCCCUCCUCGACGCUCACCUCCCCAGACAGCCGCAACUUCUUUAAGGCGUCCGUGGAAGCGAGCAUCGAGGACACUAAGCGCCGUUUCUCCGAGGCCAUCUACGAGCCUCUCCAGCUGUUCAAUAAGAUCAUGGAGGACAAGAGUGGAGGCAUUGGCAGCAGUGCCUUUCGGUCCAAAGCGCUCUCGUCCAGUGCUUCGGAGCUCACCUGCCUGGCCUCCCUCAAUAACGGCCAACCGGAGAGCAACAACAACAACUACAGCAUCAAGGAGGAGGAAACCGGGGAUGACUGGGAGUCCGAGGGAACCGGAAACGGAGCCAGCUCUCCAAAUCCCACCUCUGACACCAGAAGUCCUAAAAUGUCUUCUGCCUCUCUCAGCCUGGACAAUUGCUCCAUGUCAGCCCUGGCCAAGCUGGAGGACGAGGACUUCUGCAUCCUGUCUAGUGAGGACUUUGAGGAUAUCGAGGGGGAUUAUGGAGACACAACCGACGAUACAUGUAGCCAAGUCAGACUGCCGCCUAGUGGCAGUCCAGAACUAUGCAGUGACGACAAGUCAGAGGGAGAAGUUCCGCCACCCAGCAUUCCACACUACACCCUGAUCAUCAUCACAGCGCUGGUCUACGGGUACUUCGUGUUGCCCCUGCCCACCUACGUUGGGGGCAUGCUGCUGGGAGUGGGACUAGGGUUCAUGCUAGCUAUCGCUGUGGUGUGGUUGGCCGGACCCAAGCCUUCUGGCAAUCGCACCAGACAUCCCAGACACCAGGGGAAGCUGAGGAACAUGGCCCAGCUGGGCAUCAAAGAGCCAAGCAUCUUCAAGGGCUGGAUGAACGAGAUAGUGAACUACGACCCGGAGACAUACCACGCCACUCUGACCCACUCUGUGUAUGUGAGACUGGAGGGCUCCAUCCUGCGCCUGUCCACACCCAACCGCAACAUCGCCCGGCGGGCCACCCAUAACGAACCCAAGCCCGACGUCACCUAUAUCAGCCAGAAGAUCUACGACCUCACUGACAGCAAGAUCUAUCUGGUGCCCCAGAGUCUGGCCAGGAAGCGUGUGUGGAACAAGAAGUACCCUAUCCGCAUCGAGCUGGCCAAGCAGGACGACUUCAUGUCCAAGGCAGAGGGCGACCACAGCGAAACCACACACGAGAGAACCACGGCCACAGGAGAGGCGACCGUGGGGACGGAGGAGGCCAAAAGGUCCGGUGGUCCUGAACUGACCCUGUACCUGUUUGGUCGGACGGGGAGGGAGAAGGAGGAGUGGCACCGGAGGAUCCUGUUGGCCUCCAAGCCCCCCAAGACAGGGAUGAAGAGAGUCACUGGUCUGCAGGGGAGUAAGACUGCCUUGAGCUCCCACAGCCGCAGCAGCAGCCGGAGCAGUCUGGACGAGGUGCUAGCGUCUCAGCCCAGGACCAGGGACUCAACAGCAGGCAUACCAGCCAAGACCAAGUCCCUACUGGACUACAGUGUCUACAUGGCCACCCUGGUACCCCCCGAGACUGGCACUGCCACUGCUACUGCUACUGCCACCCCCAUCGCUGCCACUAGUCCCGUAGUCCAGAGUCCACAGAGUAGCCCUGGGUCGGGCAAGAAGUUGCAGAGCAGCAGCAGCUUUGACCCUGUCGUUUUGCUGGGGGAGGAGGAGCCUGUUGCCUGGGUGAACUCUGCGAUUGGCCGGGUGGCAUGGGACUUCCUGGGCGAGCCCUACUGGGCUGACGUGGUCUCCAAGAAGAUCCAGAUGAAACUCAGCAAGAUCCGGCUCCCCUACUUCAUGAACGAGCUGACCCUGACAGAGCUGGACAUGGGCGUGGCCACUCCCAGAAUCCUUGGCGCCUCCAAACCCUCAGUUGACCAUCAAGGUCUGUGGUUUGACUUGGAGAUUUCGUACAGCGGCUCCUUCCUGAUGACCCUGGAGACCAAGAUGAACCUGAUCAGACUGGGGAAGGACGGCGACUGUAUGCGCUUCAGAGACAUCAGCAAGGAUGGGUACAGACCACGGACGUACUGCCUAGCUGACAGUGAUGAGGAGUCAUCCAGUGCUGGGUCCUCAGACGAAGAGGAUACUUCAGAGGUCACCAAUGACGUCCCUGGAGCAGAGGGACACAUGGGGGGCCGCCAGCCCAGUAAGAUAAUGCGCUUCGUGGACAAGAUCGCCAAGUCCAAGUACUUCCAGAAGGCCACCGAGACGGAGUUCAUCAAGAAGAAGAUGGAGGAGGUGUCCAACACUCCCCUGCUGCUCACCGUGGAGGUUCAGGAGCUCAGGGGCACGCUGGCCGUCAACAUCCCACCCCCGCCCACUGACAGGAUAUGGUAUGGUUUCAGGAGUCCACCCCACCUGGAGCUGAAGGCUCGGCCCAAACUGGGAGAGAGAGAGGUCACACUGGCCCACGUCACCGACUGGAUCGAGAAGAAACUGGACCAGGAGUUUCAGAAAAUCUUUGUCAUGCCAAACAUGGAUGACCUGUGGCUGACCAUCAUGCACUCUGCCAUGGACCCCCGCUCUUUUGGAACGCCCUCCACCUCCACCGCCGAUACGACCCAGAGGGAAACGGAGCCUUCCGAAACAGAGGGGGGCGCCACUCACGGCAUAUGAAGGAUUGUUUACAGUAUUUGCCUGAAAGGUGUGAAUUAGAAUGGGAGCCAGGGGGCUUUGAAGUAGUAUAAGGCCUAUUGGUGGAUAAGGACAUACAACAAGACUUCUGUUACCACAUUGACAUUCCAAUAGCUCCAUACCCAAGGGUCUUUUUUUUGUCACUGGCAGAACAGGAUGACCUCAGUCAUCAGAUGAACUUUGACUUUUUAACAAGCUCACUGACCGAACGAGACAGAAGUCAGUCAGUCAACCAACCAGGAAGGAGAAACACUAAAAAUAAAAACUCACUUUCUGCUCUGUUUUUUAAUCUGUGUAGGAUGAACAGACUUAGAAAAGUAGAUUUUUCUCAGAAUGGCACAAAUGUAACAGUGAUACAACCUAGUGGUAUAGGUGGAGCGGUGUGGAGAGUUUCUGUGGGUUAUGAGGUUACACAGUGUCCUAUGAACACAUGGUUAUUUCGCAUUCGCCGUUCACCUUACGUCCUAGGUAGGAAACAACUUAUGUUUGGGGACCCAAAUCAAGAGGGAGAAUGAAGUGAAAAGAAAUGGUUGAAUGAGACGCGCAACCUCUAGAUUAUACUUUUGUUAUUGUACGGGUAUGUCUGCAAGAGAGUGCAUGUGUGUGUGAAGCCUGACACUAAAGCAGGAGUGCAUACUUUUGAUAAUGUCACAUGUAUUAUUUGCCAUAUGAUAUAAGACAUCUAAUGCCCCCUAUGCUUUGUCCAGGUGAACACUAACCAUGUAUUCACUUAUUGUGACCCCACCCACAUCUCUUACUGCUCGGGGUAGAAGUUCCCCUUUACCACAGGUCUAGAAUCAGAUUACCCCAAAUCCUAACCAUUUUGUGGAUGAGAAAAUGUCUGACCCUAUAGCAGUGGUAAGGGGGAAAGUUCUACCUACAGUAUUCCCCUCUUAACUGUACACCACACCGCUUUAUAUGCAAAUGAUCACUGUGUCCAUAUCUGUAUGGAAGCAGCUAAAUGAAACCCCUCCCCUCAAUUUUCUCUGCAAGCCAAUGCUAUAGGGUUAGCCGUCAUUACCUAGGCAACACGUGUCUUUAAUUCACUAAUGCCUAUGCAAGUUCCUUGCCAACUAAGGACAUGGACAUGAGGUGAGCAAUGAGAAAAUAGUGUAUAUAUGUGUGUGUGUGUAUGUAUUUCUGAAAAGGUGUACAUAAUGGGCCUAACACUUUUGUUGAAUGUAUGUAUGGCUAUAUUGACAUUGGACUGUUUUAUUGUUUGUUGUAUGGAAACUAUUCCUAACCAAUCACAUGGAUUAUGUUGAUUGGGGUAUGCCAAGUAUUGCACAACUAAAACAGAAGUUUUGAUUUAUGUUUUCCUUGUAAACACUAUUAAUGAAAUACUAUCUACAGACAUGUAUUGCAUAUUUGCAGUGCUAUUGUGUUAUGCUCUCUAGCAUGUACAAUACCCGUGGCAGAUGUUGAGACCAUUCCUGUUGUACUCGGAACAACAGGUUUUCAUGUAUUUUUUUUUCAAAUUAUGUAGGAAGUGUUAUGCAUUUUUUAAUUUUUUUUUAUGUUGUUUUAUGUAUUUUCAAAUGGCCAUCAUCCACAGUUGCCAAUGCAUGGAAAUGAGCCCCCUUGCCAGACGUGCUAAAUGACACUUGGUAGAGUUAAACUAUAUGAUGUACUGUGCCUUUUGCCAAAACCAUCAUUAAUAUUAAAAUAAACUGUUAACUCAAACCAUAAUUGUAGUCUCAAAUCAUCACUAUUGAAGUCUGAAUCACCUCCUAUACUCUACUGUUAUGUUUUCUUCAUUUUGAGGUUACGUUUUAAAUGCACAGUUUUAGCAUUGGAUUUGUUUACAUGAAUUCCUAUUUGUGUUUCCAUUCGUUCCAUUUAUUUGUCAGGACACUAAAGCACUGUUGUAGAAUGUCAUUGAUGAAGGAAUAUCGUUUUUUAACUUUCCUUCUAAUUUGGUUUCUUGUUUAAUUUUUGUUUUAACGAUUAUUCAGUUAGUAAUAUUAUUAUUGGAACCCUUGAUAAUGAUGAGGCAAAAAUACUAAAAUAAAUGAUACAAAUACUGCGCUAUAUUGCAUGCAAUUUUAUGUUGAAAAUGUGAUUUAUUGUAUAUUAACACAAUUGCCCAGAGAAAGAGGUUUAGUUUCAAAAGUAAUAAGACAAUUCUCAAAAAGAUAGGUGUCAAAGUUAUUGGCAGCCCUGUUUUCAGUACUCCAGCACCGACCGUACCUUUGUGAGGAUAACGACACUGAGCCUUUAAAGAAAAAGCAAAAUCUCGUUCUCUGAGCAAUUGUAUUCGUAUAAAAUAAUAGAAUUCCCCAGUUUUUUGGAGUGUACAAAAUAGUGUACAAAUACAAAAAUUUGUAUUUAUUUUAUACAGUAUUUUUGCUCAUCUUUAUCAAGGGUGCCAGUAAUUAUGGACCUGAAUGUAGGUCUAGUACCAGGUUGGAAUACAUGUUUUGUAACUCUUUGUCUGCUUUCCUGAAAUACAAUGACAGAAUGAUGCUAUGAAUAGCACAUCAGAUUUAUAACAAUAAAGAGUUGAUGAUUCUGCAAAUAGAUGACUUAUUUAGAUUUUUAAGGACAAAUUUGUUGAGCCUCAUCCAUGUCUACUGCUUGGCUGAAACUUGGUCUCUUAGUUGGUUGAGACCAAGUUUCCCUAAAGGAAGUGCUUUAAAAUGAUGCCUUUUUUAUUUUUACAAAUGUUGAUUUAGCAGGCCUUGUUAUUUUCUGUUAUCGAUUUUGUAUGACUGAAUUGCAAUGGUAUUGUGGUACAAAUGAUAAAAAAGAUCAACUUGCUUUGUAAUUAUUUGCUCUUGAUUGAAAUAAAGAUUUUUUUUUAAUAAACCAA
Oncorhynchus mykiss (rainbow trout) is the source of this 6550-nucleotide messenger RNA. Its product is annotated as testis-expressed protein 2. Gene Ontology annotation, molecular function: lipid binding. Gene Ontology annotation, cellular component: endoplasmic reticulum. The record is from RefSeq and is a predicted model, not a curated record. Lineage: Eukaryota; Metazoa; Chordata; Actinopteri; Salmoniformes; Salmonidae.